Messenger RNA from Ziziphus jujuba (common jujube), 870 nucleotides. RefSeq lists its product as uncharacterized. The record is from RefSeq and is a predicted model, not a curated record. The transcript has 3 exons. Lineage: Eukaryota; Viridiplantae; Streptophyta; Magnoliopsida; Rosales; Rhamnaceae. The coding region runs from base 1 to 870 and encodes 289 amino acids.
AUGGAAAUGAAGUUGGAGCGAAAGAAGUCAAUAUUGGUGUCGAGGAGAGGCCAUAACAUAGAAAAACACAGUUCCCUUUUUCAGGUUUUGAAUCUGCUUCAUCGUUCAAUGGUCUCCAAGACGCCCCUAACAGAUGUGUUGGUAAGCAAAAACAACAAUGCAUCGCCUGAUUCAUCGGGCAUGCCUUAUCAACAUCGAAAGGAUCAGAAUGGCUCCAGCACCAACUGGAUGGAGGUGAAACUAUGGUUCAGCAAGUCCACAAACAGAGUAUUAUGCAUUGAAGCAAAAGAAGGUUUUGUUAAUUUUUUGUUAACCUUUCUCACCCUUCCUUUAGGUGCUAUCAUAAAGGUGUUAAAAGGGCAAUCUUCCAUGGGAAGCAUAGAUAAGUUGUAUGAGAGUGCAGAGAAGUUAAGUGCGCUGCAAAUUAUCUCAGCAAAGUGCAAGGAAAUGCUGCUUAGUCCAAAACUAGAACGCAUGUUUGGUUGCUAUUACCAACUGCUCCAAAUCCAGGAAGAGACAAUGCCAUCAUCUUUGGCAUACAACAACUGUACUUGCUGGAUGUUCCGGAAUAUCAAAGCAUGUGAACAUUUCAACCAGACACUCCACAUAAUCAAUCCCAAAUGGCCUGGCAUUACACCAGGUGGUGCUUUUGUCAAAGGAUGUAAACUGUUGGUCACCGACAAUCUUGAGAUUAAACCUUUUUCGGCUGCCUCUGACAUUUCCAAGCUUGGCGAUAUUCCCUUCAGUGACAUGAAAUCCAUGCCUGUUAAAGUGGGAGAAGAGGAGGCCCUAGAGCUUCUUCGUGCUUCUCUCAUCUCCAAAAGUGUUCUGAACCAUGCUUUCGGCGCCAAGGUGAUCAACAGAGAGUGA